Messenger RNA from Vidua chalybeata, 2269 nucleotides. RefSeq names its product calcium release activated channel regulator 2B (gene CRACR2B). The transcript is spliced from 18 exons. The record is from RefSeq and is a predicted model, not a curated record. The coding region runs from base 30 to 2246 and encodes 738 amino acids. Lineage: Eukaryota; Metazoa; Chordata; Aves; Passeriformes; Viduidae. Gene Ontology annotation, molecular function: GTPase activity; GTP binding; calcium ion binding.
CUUUUGUUUGCUGCAGCAAAGCUGGGGAGAUGUCAACUGUGUGGGCUGCUCUAGAACUGAUGAAGCUGAUAUUAAGAAACUCUUCUGUUUGGCCCUGCCUGGGGGAAGAAGACUUUGAGAAGAUGGAGAACCAGAGUGGAGUGCUCUUGGGAUACAUCUGCUGGGAAGGAAAAGAGGAAGAGGGUGAGGAGGAUGGGAUGGCUCCUCGUGUUUCUCCUCCCAGCCAAAUGAGCAGACUGGAAGAUGUGCAGGUGGAGAUGCUUGAGAAGGCAAGGGAGCUCUUCCAGCUGUGUGACAAGGAUGAGAAGGGUUUUAUCACCAAGGUGGACAUGCAGCGGCUCCAGAGUGAACUCCCCUUAACCCCUGAGCAGCUGGAGACUGUUUUUGACAGCUUGGAACAGAAUAAUAAAGGAUACCUGACACCUGUGGAGUUCAGCAUGGGUCUAGGAAAGUUAAUAGGGAUUGAAUUGUGUCAAGGGGCUGGGAGAAUGGAUCAUUCCAGACACGAGGAAACCUUCGAGUCAGGCUGGUCAGAUGACUUGGACCUUGCAGAUGAUGAUGAAGAGAAACAAUUCUGUUCCAUGAUGGAGCAGCUUGGAGCAGCCCAGUUGUUUGAGGACCCCCGUGAGAUUCGGGAACUCUGGGCUCGCCUACGAAAGGAGCGUCCAGAGCUAUUAUCCAAUUUUGAAGAGUUUCUGUUGCGUGUUUCAUCAUACAUAAAGGAGGUGAAUCAUGAGAAGGAGUCUAUGGAACAAGCAUUGAAGAGGAAGGAGUCAGAUCAUGAUCGAGAAGUCAGGUGCCUUUACGAAGAAAUGGAGCAACAGAUCAAAGCAGAAAGGGAGAGGCUGGUCUGCCAGGAAGCGCUGAGGCAUGACAGGAGUAACCUGCUCCAGAAGGAACUGCAUAACAAAGAGCAGGAGCUGGAGAAAAUCCUCUACUGCCAGAAGAAGCUGGAACAUCAGCUACAGUCACUGAACUCGGAGCAGCUGGAGACUCGCGUGCAGAACGAAAGGCUCCGGCACCUGAAUGAAAACCUGCUGGAAGAGCUGGAGAAAAGCAAAUGGGAACUAGAGGCAGUGAAGGGGCAAUUACAGAAGCUCCAGAAAGAGGCUCAGAUUGAGCAAGAGCAGAAGGACAGGGAUGUGUUUAGGGUCUCCAAGAACAUGCAGAAAGAGAAACAAAGCCUCCUUCGGCAGCUGGAGCUCCUCAGAGAAAUGAACAAGAAACUUCGAGAUGAGCGAGAUGCUUUUGAAGCCAAGAAGCCGGUGCCUCAGAACAAAAAUCCCCUGUUGAAGAAAGGGUCAGUGCUAGGCAGUUACCUGCUGGAGGACAAGCCUGUCAAACGACAACUGGCCUCUGCGGACCUUCCCUUCAUCUUCCUAGUGGAUGUGGCAGUGGAAGAACCCAACAGAAAGAACUGUAAAUACUUCCCAGGCAGUGGGGUAUGGAUGAAGACAGAAGGAGGCAGCACAAACUUUGGAGAAAACAGCAGAGAUGAGGAGAGAUGGCCCUUGGCAGCAGAUCCUAAGUGGUUUAAGAUGACUUUGAAGGGUGACUCUGACUGCAGAAAAAAUGCAGAUGGCCUAGAUGCUGCUCCGCUGCCUCCCCGAGCCCAGCCCGUUGGCACUGAAAGCAGGCUCCAAGUACUGGAAGCAGCCAGCUGUUCCCCAGAUCGCAUCUUUAAAGUGGUGUUUGUUGGGAAUUCCAGUGUUGGGAAGAGUUCCUUCAUCCACCGCUUCUGCUAUGACAGGUUCUUGGCUGAGCUCAAUGCAACCAUUGGUAUUGAUUACCAGGUGAAGAGUCUAAUGGUGGAUAACACCCAGAUUGCCUUGCAGCUGUGGGAUACAGCUGGACAAGAGAGGUUUCAGAGCAUCACCAAGCAGUACUUCCGGAAGGCAGACGGGAUCCUGGUGAUGUAUGACAUCAUGGCCGAGUGCUCCUUCCUGGCGGUGCGGAACUGGAUGAGCAGCGUCCAGGAAGGUAUAGAGGAUGGAGCUGUGGUCUUUCUGCUUGGAAAUAAAUUGGAUGCUGUGAAGAGAGAGACCCGGAAAGUGCCCAAGGUGGAGGGGGAAAGGCUAGCAAAGGAGUACAAGGCUGUGUUCUACGAGUGCAGUGCCAUGACUGGCCACAACAUCAUGGAGCCCAUGCUACACAUGGCCAGGUUGCUGACAGCAAAAGAAGACAGGCAGAGGGAGAAUGCCCUGCAGCUGGAGGAUAUCACCAGGAGGAAAGGGUGUUGCACAUAAAACACACCAAUGUGUCAGCAUGA